AUGGAUCCUUCGGAGAAGAAGAUAUCGGUGUGGAUCUGCCAGGAGGAGAAGCUGGUGUCCGGUCUCUCCCGCCGCACCACUUGCUCGGAUGUGGUGCGGGUUCUGUUGGAGGACGGCUGCCGGCGAAGACGGAGGCAGCGGCGGGGCCAGCGAAGGGGGAUGGCCGGAGACCCGCAAGGCCCAGGGGAACUGCCAGAACCCCCGGAUGAAAACGACGACGACGACUAUGAGGCGCUGUCCCAGGGCAUGCUGUGCGGGCCCCCGCAGUGCUAUUGCAUCGUGGAGAAGUGGCGUGGCUUUGAGCGCAUCCUGCCCAACAAGACGCGCAUCUUGCGCCUCUUAUCCGCCUGGGGCGACGAGCAAGAAAACGUGCGCUUCGUGUUAGUUCGCAGCGAGGCGUCGCUGCCCAACGCAGGUCCGCGCAGUGCGGAGGCGCGGGUAGUGCUCAGCCGGGAGCGCCCCUGCUUGGCCCGGGGAGCCCCGGCGCGGCCCAGCCUGGCCAUGACCCAGGAGAAGCAGCGGCGGGUGGUGCGCAAGGCCUUCCGCAAGCUGGCCAAGCUCAACCGGCGGCGCCAGCAGCAGCCGCCGCCUUCUCCCUGUUCGUCCACUUCAUCGUCCACUGCCUCGUCUUGUUCGUCGCCGCCGCAGGCCCUAGAGAGUGCGUCUGUGGAGCGCAUGGAGACGCUGGUGCAUCUGGUGCUCUCCCAGGACCACACCAUCCGCCAGCAGGUGCAGCGGCUUCUGGAGCUGGACCGAGAAAUCGACCGCUACGAAGCCAAGGUGCAUCUUGACCGUAUGCGACGGCAUGGGGUGAACUACGUGCAGGACACUUACUUGGUGGGGGCAGGGAUAGAACUCGAUGGGCCCAUCCCGGGCGAGGAGCCCGAGGAAGUAGCGGUAGCGGAGGAGGUAUCAGCGGCGCCCCUGGACGGUGAGGCUCAGGCGGCAGCGCUGGAGGAGCUGGCCCGGCGCUGUGACGAACUGCUGCAGCUGCAGGAGCAGCGAACCCAGCAGGAGGAGUUGCUGGAGCGUCUCUCCACCGAGAUUCAGGAGGAAUUGAACCAGAGAUGGAUGCGGCGGCGCAGGGAAGAACUGGCGGUGCGAGAGGAGCCCCCGGAGCCCGACGGCGGCCCGGACGGCGAGCUGCUGCUGGAGCAGGAGCGGGUCAGGACGCAACUCAGCACCAGCCUUUACAUUGGGCUCAGGCUCAACACGGACCUGGAAGCCGUCAAGGCGGACUUGGAUUACAGCCAGCAGCAGCGGGACAGCAAGGAGCGUGAGCUGCAGGGCCUUCUCCAGACUUUGAACACUUUGGAGCUCACCAUAGUGCAGGAGGGGGCUUCUGGCCCCAGCGGACCCACGCGGGAACCCCAGCCUCAGGCCUGCGCCGAGAUGUGGGUGGACCAGGCUCGCGGAAUGGCCAAGAGCUGUCCUGGCAACGACGAGGACUCGGAUACUGGACUGAGCUCUAUGCACAGCCAGGACUCGGAUUCUGUGCCUGUGUGCGAAUCCCUGGUGUAG
Messenger RNA from Marmota flaviventris (yellow-bellied marmot), 1521 nucleotides. RefSeq names its product Ras association domain family member 10 (gene Rassf10). Gene Ontology annotation, biological process: signal transduction. NCBI's taxonomy places the organism in Eukaryota, Metazoa, Chordata, Mammalia, Rodentia, Sciuridae. The record is from RefSeq and is a predicted model, not a curated record.